AAUGGGUGUGGACGUAUUAUACCAUAUGACACCCGAUUUGCCGAAAAAUGAGCAACCUUCGAAACCACCCCGAAAACGGGCCCCGACUUCAAAACCGCCAUUUACUCUGAGAGAGCUAAAAUCCCUCGUGCCUCCGCAUUGUUUUGAACGCUCUCUCUUACGGUCCACGCUUUAUCUAUUUCACGACAUAGCAAUCUUAGCUGGCCUCUUCUACGUGGCGAAUAACUACAUCCCGUUGCUACCAUGGCCGAUGAAAUGGCUAGCGUGGCCCCUGUACUGGGCCUCAGCUGGGACCGUUGGCUUUGGUCUAUGGUUCAUGGGCCACGAAAUGGGGCACCAGGCAUUUAGCGACUACGAAUGGCUCAACGAUGCAAUUGGGUUUUUGGUCCAUUCUUCCAUGCUCACACCGUAUUACUCGUGGCGACACAGCCACCAUCAGCACCAUGUCCACACCGGUUCUGUUGAUAAAGAUUCUGCCCAUGUUCCAAAACAAAAGCCGUCUGUGAUUCGAAGGUACUUCAACAGUCCCGUUGGUCGCAUAAUCUCUCUUAUAUUCGUCCUUGGGGUGGGCUGGCCGCUCUAUUUACUGUUCAACCUCACCGGCCGUAAGUACCAGCGGCACAACAGUCACUUCGACCCGAACGCCCCGAUGUUCCCUCCCCGCAUGCGCCUCAAAGUGCAUCUCUCGAAUGCAGGCGUGUUCUCCAUGCUGGCGCUACUCGCCCGGCUAGCGCAUACACACGGACUAGCUUGGCUAGCGUCCAUAUACUGGGGGCCGAUCACCGUCGUCUACGCGUGGGUGGUCAGCAUCACACUCCUCAACCACGUCCACCCUGAUCUACCCCGCUACGGCGAUGGUGAGUGGGAGUGGCUCCGCAGCUCCGUCACCUCCACCGUGGACCGCGACUUCGGGUUCCUCAAUUAUCUCUUCCACCAGACCCCGAAUGUUCAUACUGUGCACCACCUCUUCCCGAAGAUGCCUCAUUACGGGCUAGUCGAGGCGACGAACGUAUUACGACCGGUUCUCGGAGAGUAUUACCAGUUUGAUCCGACGCCCGUCCAUAAAGCGCUCUAUCAAGCGGUCAAAGAGUGCGUGUUUGUGAAGGAGGAUGAUAACCAAAAAGGAGUGUAUUGGUACAGUCCGAUAUUAGAGGCAGCGCUCUGAGUUGAAAGCUCCCGUGCUGAGGACGAACGCCGCAUGAGCCUUAACCCUCUAUGGCAUGAAUUAAUUUUGGAUCUCAGAUUCUAAGGGACACAAAUCUAUUUUGUAGCUUGCAUGAACCAA
Molecule: messenger RNA, 1285 nt
Organism: Bemisia tabaci
Lineage: Eukaryota; Metazoa; Arthropoda; Insecta; Hemiptera; Aleyrodidae
Biological process (GO): lipid metabolic process
Molecular function (GO): oxidoreductase activity
Source: RefSeq, a predicted model, not a curated record